AUGAGCGAAAAUAUAAAGCACCGCAGCACAGUUAUCAAGGAUGUUGCGCCAGAGAGCAUAAAUAUGCCAGAAAAGGAUCUGUAUAAACGAGACCCCCCAAAGCCACGACGGCCGACUGUGGACGUGAUUGUGGAGAUUCUUCAGAAACGGGAUGGUAAAGACAAAUCCAUCAAGAUCAUCCAGUACACAGCGAAAUUGAUCAUGAUACUAGGCAAGACGCCGGCAGUGAGUUCAGCAUACGCCAAGUACGGCCUUGACGCAAGGCUCAGCCCUUUAGCUCGUGAAUUAAGCAUGUUUCGGAAAGUGAUCAAGUUGUUUGACUGGGUCAAAACACUACGGGAAAUUCAAGAAGAUGAUGAGCUCGACUGGAUUAGCUUGGUCGAUCUGUACACAGAAAUUAUGGACGACCUAUAUUUUUAUGCCAAAAUCGGCGUGCUGGAUAAACGACUAACUGAUCGGUUUGCUCGCCAGGCAGAUAUCGGCUGGUUCAUUACUAUUUUCGGCAACCUCUAUCGCAAGUCGCAGGUUUCUGUCAAGGGCAAAGCCUGGCGUCUCGAUGUCGCAAAGCUUCUUUGUGAUCUGGUGUUUUGUACAAUCGACGUGUUCGAAAUUCCGGCCGACGGAAGCUGGCAAAUAGUCUCCGGGUUGGCCAGUGCGUCAGUCGGCUAUUAUAAAAUUUGGCGUAAAGUCUGCAUCUAG
Molecule: messenger RNA, 699 nt
Organism: Wickerhamiella sorbophila
Lineage: Eukaryota; Fungi; Ascomycota; Dipodascomycetes; Dipodascales; Trichomonascaceae
Exons: 1
Coding region: 1-699 (232 amino acids)
Biological process (GO): regulation of peroxisome size; peroxisome fission
Cellular component (GO): peroxisomal membrane
Source: RefSeq, a predicted model, not a curated record